Molecule: messenger RNA, 1683 nt
Organism: Drechmeria coniospora
Lineage: Eukaryota; Fungi; Ascomycota; Sordariomycetes; Hypocreales; Ophiocordycipitaceae
Product: serine/arginine repetitive matrix protein 1
Exons: 3
Coding region: 1-1683 (560 amino acids)
Source: RefSeq, a predicted model, not a curated record
AUGGAUCGCGAUCGAGACGGACGAGGACGCAGAUACAACGAUGGUGAAAUAAUCAGAUACGGCGCCGGCGAGUCCUGGAGACCGACCCCCCGGGGCGGAAGUCGAUCCCCGAGAAGGGCAAGGAGUCCUGUGCGAGAACGACCUCGGAGCCCCAGGGCCAGGAGUCCUCACCCUCGCAGCCCUGCGAUACCUGGUUCCGACAGUUAUGUCCCUGGGAGGCAUCAGCCACGCCGUCGCUCCAGGAGUGCUGGCGAUCGUUACAGACAUGAACGCUCGCGAGAGCGUGACAGUCCUCGCAGACGGGAGCGCUCUCGCUCUCCCAUGAGACGACCCUCCCCCCGACGCAGUUCGUCGAGACGAGCAUCGCCGAUCCGCGACCGACCAUUGGAGCGUGAGCGACCCCGAUCCCCUCGCAGAGAGUGGAUCAACGACAGGGACCACACACCUCGCGACCGUGACCGCGAUUGGGAUCGUGACCGAAAUCGUGACCGAGAUCGUGACCGAGAUCGUGACCGAGAUCGUGACCGAGAUCGUGACCGAGAUCGCGACCGAGAUCGCGACCGAGAUCGUGACCGCCACCGCGACCGAGAUUUUGAGAGACGGGAUGAGAGAAGACGCUCUCGCUCUCCCUUCAGUCGCGACCGCCGUGAGAGGAGCCCACCUGGCAAGUCCCAUCCUCACGCCUCCACAGGCGCAGCUCAGAGGCCGAGAUCUCGAUCUCCCAGUCGACGUGGAGACGGCUAUCAAUCUUACCGACGAGCAUCCCCUAUCCGAGAUUCUGGCCACUCUUCGACCAUUAAUUCCUGUCCCGUGUCCGAAAGAGCCUCCCCUCGACCCCAAUCAACCAGAGCUCGGUCUCCUGCAGUGUCCUUGGAAGGAACUCCUCAACCAGUGGCAACUUCUGGAUCCGCAUCCGUCAGAGACACGCCUCGAUCUGGGCUGCGCGAUUCCAAUACGCCUUCUGUAAAAUCGCCUCCUCGGGGUCCUGCAACCCACAAACCCUCGCUGUCAGGUCCUGGCUCCAACCGCUGUUCGGCUUCCUCUCCUACCGCUUCGGUCUCGAGGCAAUCUCAGACGGCUGGUGGCAUGCAACACCGGCCUGAUACAACUGGCACUGCCAACCCACCUUCAGGACCCCGCGGGUAUGUCCCCCCAACGAGGGGAGCCUACGGUUCGCGCGCUGGGCGAGGUGGAUGGAGUCAGCCACCAUCCAGGCAAAGUUCGGGACUCUCCCAACCCUCUACACCUGUUGGUUCUUCGUCCAUUCCCACAGGACCUCGCGGGGCUGGAGGGAACGCUUCAUACCCUUCCAUACCUGGUCAAGUACGUGCUAGCAAUCCGCCACCUGGUCCCUCCGCUCAUCAUGGUGGACAACGACAAAGCCUCGCCCAGAGCCUCCUUUCGACGAUGCCGAUGAUCGUUCCGGGUGGAAAGCUCGAGCCUUCGAUGACACCCCUCACGACUGGUGUCACAAGAGAACUGGAAGGUCACUACCGGAAGCUUCGCGACGAAGAAGAGAAGCUACGGGAUGAGCUUCGACUGAAGCAGGAGAAGCUGCGAAAAAGCCUAUACGUCUGGAACAAGCUUGAGCGAGAAUCUCGUGCCUGGGAGCUGCGGAGCGACUUGAGUGAGAAGAGCAUGAAGAAUCUGGCUGGAGAAGGCACAGGUGGUGCGGCAUUCUAG